Emericellopsis cladophorae is the source of this 1710-nucleotide messenger RNA. RefSeq lists its product as uncharacterized. The transcript has 3 exons. Gene Ontology annotation, molecular function: nucleic acid binding. The coding region runs from base 1 to 1710 and encodes 569 amino acids. NCBI's taxonomy places the organism in Eukaryota, Fungi, Ascomycota, Sordariomycetes, Hypocreales, Bionectriaceae. The record is from RefSeq and is a predicted model, not a curated record.
AUGAGGCCAGAAAUACGCGCCAAAGUCAUUGGGACAGUACGACCAGCCUACGUACCAGGCCAGUCGUUUUUCCCGACUACCCUUGACGAGAAUUUGACUGUCGCUUUACCGCCAGGGCCACCAACCCACUCGGAAGACGCCAUCAACAAGCGUGGAGAAGACGCUGCCGAUGACCGUGGAGAGAACGCCGCCGACGACUCUGGAGAAGAAGCCAUUGUAGGGCCAGAAGAGAUGGAGCGUGAUUUAGAUGAUGGCAGAAAACUUGACCAGCCAGAGGUCUUCUUCUUUGAUGUCAGUCGCACGCACAAGCGCGGCCACCAAAGUGCCAGCGAUGUUCGCGGUGAUUCGACGGAAAAAGCCGCCUCUGUCUCCGACGAAUCUGAAGGCAGAUCUACAGACGAGAUCAUCCUCUUCAAAGGCCGCGAGACAUCGACAAAAACAUCGCAAGAGAUUUCGGCAACUCCUUCGAUUAUGCUUGAUCCUAUGUACACAGAGAUAAUGGCUGUAGAAAGCGACAUCCAUCCACCAAGAGGUUCCAACCGAGGACGCCAGAGCGUCUCACAUGAGGCGAACCGCGGCCGCGAUCAACCUUUCCGUGAAAGGAGUGAUGAAGAUUCCCUCUUGGCGGAUUACAUCGCCAACUUGCGCGAAAAUGGGGAGAUUACAACGCUGCUUGGCUCUGAUUUUCGGAAUGUUCGAGACAUUGGUGGCCCGGACUUCCAUGCAAUAGACACGAGUGGAAACCCUGCAUCCUCCGUCACUCCAACUACGCAACUCAAGACGCAGAAUGGCGAUGAACAGUCCAGCGAGGUCGAAAGUGAAGCUGCACUAGACGACGAUGCUUUGGCGCAGUUGCUUGCUGGACAGCACUCAGACGACGCAUUGCUGGCCGAUCCUGCCAACAGCUCAUCGACCGAAUCCGAUAGCGAUGAUGGCAGCUGCAAGAAACAACAGUUGAUCGACUCUUUCGACGUCAUGGAUUGGGAGCGUCCAAGUCUACGGAGGAAGAAAGGAAAAGGCGCACGGGCGAGAAUCAACUUCGACCUAUCUGAUUCAGACUUGGAAGAGACUUUGCAGCUCGCUUUUAAACGCGACCGCCUUAAGAAAGCCGAGCGGAAACGGCAGCGAGAGGAGCUGCGAGCUCUGGGUAUGCUGGGCCCCAGUGGUCAUAAGCAGGAUGACUUGCGAGUCAAGUAUCCCAGUGGUAUGAGUAUUGAUCAAAUGGCCGAAGAGUUUCGAGGGUUUCUACUCCGCGGCGACUCGAGCUUAUCGCUCCCGCCAAUGGACAAUAAUGCGCGGAAGAUUGUGCAUGAGCUUGCCAGCAAGUUCAACAUAAAAUCAAAAUCGACUGGCAAAGCUAGUCAACGCCGACCGACAUUGUACAGGACCAACCGAACAUUAGAAUUCUCGGAGCCUGCGUUCAACAAGGCUGUCGGACGCAUCACACGACGCUAUCUUCCCCGUCUUGACACCCGAGGCAAACGCGCGAAGCAACCUGCGGCGUCGGGAGCCAGUAACGCGGCAGCAAGCUACUACGAGGGCGAAGUCAUAGGCGCCGCGGCACCAGAGUUGGGAGUGGAAAAUCGCGGUCGCGCAAUGCUCGAGAAGAUGGGAUGGAGCACAGGUACUGCACUCGGCACGCUCGAAAACAAGGGAAUUUUGCAGCCAGUAUCACAGACCAUGAAGAAGUCCAAGGCAGGUUUGGGGUAA